CCAUUUUUUCUUCCAUCAUCUCCAUCAGUCACAGUCACAAAACAAAACAAUCAAAGCCAAUAACAACUCAAAUCCAGAAAUCUGUUGUUUCAAGAGUUCGAAAAUGUCAGGAAGAGGAAAGGGAGGAAAAGGUUUAGGAAAGGGAGGAGCAAAGAGGCAUAGAAAGGUGUUGAGGGAUAACAUUCAGGGAAUUACAAAACCUGCAAUUCGUCGUUUGGCACGUAGAGGUGGAGUCAAGAGAAUCAGUGGUUUGAUUUAUGAAGAAACUCGUGGAGUUUUGAAGAUCUUUUUGGAGAAUGUGAUUCGUGAUGCUGUUACUUACACUGAGCAUGCUCGCAGGAAGACUGUUACCGCCAUGGAUGUUGUUUAUGCUCUCAAGAGGCAAGGCCGUACCCUCUACGGAUUUGGUGGUUAAAUCUGUUUCUGGGUACUCACUAAUGUUAGGGCUAGCUUGUUUUUAAUGUUUUGGGUUGUGUAUUAUAGAGAUUCUAGUCUCUUACUGUCAUUGUUAAAUUAUGUAACUUAAAUUACAUGAGUGAAAUGCUCAAAUGAAAAUGGACUUUUGAAUGUGAUAUAUAUUGAUAAUUACUUCAUUUGAUUCAGAUUUUA
Molecule: messenger RNA, 609 nt
Organism: Amaranthus tricolor (Joseph's coat)
Lineage: Eukaryota; Viridiplantae; Streptophyta; Magnoliopsida; Caryophyllales; Amaranthaceae
Product: histone H4
Exons: 1
Coding region: 104-415 (103 amino acids)
Biological process (GO): nucleosome assembly
Cellular component (GO): nucleosome
Molecular function (GO): structural constituent of chromatin; DNA binding; protein heterodimerization activity
Source: RefSeq, a predicted model, not a curated record